AUGUCUAUUUCUGCUCAAGGAUAUACUGUUGGAAUUCUUACAAUAAGUGAUACAGCUUCAGCUGAUUCAACAAAAGAUAUUAGUGGUCAAACUCUAAAAACAGUAUUUGAACAAGCUUCAAAAGGGAACAAAAUUUUCGAGGUUAUUAAGAGUGCAAUUGUUCCGGAUGAUUUCGAUAAAAUACAAAAUAUUAUUAAACAAUGGAGUGAUUAUGAGAAACUUGAUAUUAUCAUAACAACUGGAGGAACAGGAUUUGGAGUUAAAGAUAUUACACCUGAAGCAAUCCAACCUUUAUUACAAAAGAUUUCCUCCGGAAUCACUCAUGCAAUGCUAGCUGCUUCUUUACAAAAAACCCCUUUUGCAGCCCUUAGUCGACCUGUUAGUGGUGUAAGAGGGAAAACUUUAAUCCUGACAACUCCGGGAAGUCCAAAAGGUGCAAAAGAAAACUUGGAAGCAGUAAUAAAUGUAUUGCCUCAUGCUACUGAUUUAGUGAGAGGAGGUACCGGAGAAGAUAUUCAUAUGCAAUUUCAUUCUCAAAAACCUAGCAAUGAUCAACAUCACUGCAUUCAUCAAAAACACGAGAAUGAAAAAGCAGGUCCAUUUUUAUCAGAUCCUCUCUCUGGUCCCGUUACACAACGUCAACGCAAAUCACCUUAUCCUAUGAUCACGAUGGAUGAGGCUUUGAGUAUUAUAGCCAGUCAUACCGAGGCUUUAGGUUCAAUUACUGUUCCUGUUGAUGAAAAAUUGGUUGGAAUGGUUUUAGCUGAAGAUGUUUAUGCAAAAGAACCUGUACCCGCUUAUCGUGCCUCAAUUCUUGAUGGAUAUGCCGUCAUUGCAAGCGAUGGUCCUGGGAUUUAUCCAGUAGUUGGUGUAUCAAUUGCAAGUGCUUCUCAAUCUGAAGCUAUAGAAUUAAAAUCUGGACAAAUCGCUCGUAUUACAACAGGAGGUCCCGUGCCAAAAGGAGCUACAGCAGUGGUCAUGGUUGAAGACACAACUCUUGUUAGUACUUCUACUGAUGGUCUUCAAGAAGAAUCUGUAGAGAUUCAUGUUAAAGCACGCGAUAACGAGUGGAUUAGGGAAAUUGGAUCGGAUACUAGCAUUGGAACAAUUGUGGCUCGAAAAGGUGAACUUCUAACUGCUGUUGGUGGUGAAAUUGGAGUUUUAGCUUCUGUAGGCAUACGAGAAGUCCAAGUUUAUAAGCGUCCAAUUUUUGGAAUUCUUUCUACUGGAAAUGAGGUGAUCGAUUUUAAAGAUCAAAAUGAGUUAAAAUAUGGUCAAAUACGAGAUAGCAAUCGGCCAACUUUCCUAGCAAUUAGUAAAGUUACAGGAUUUGAUGUUAAAGAUUUUGGAAUUGCAAGUGACAAUGUACAAGAGUUGGAAAAUGUAUUAAAAUUAGCUCUUUCACAAGUUGAUAUACUUGUAACCACAGGUGGCGUAUCUAUGGGUGAAUUCGAUUUAUUAAAACCUACUUUAGAACGUUCUUUAGGUGCAACAUUACAUUUUGGUAGAAUAAAAAUGAAACCUGGAAAACCAACUACAUUUGCAACUAUUGGGACAGAAAAAUCAAAAAAAUUGAUUUUUGGUUUACCUGGAAAUCCCGUUUCUGCUACUGUUACUUUUUAUUUGUUUGUUUUACCAACUCUUAGAAAACUCGCAGGUUAUGAAAAAUGGAAUCUACCUACUGUGCAAGCAGAGCUUACAAAUAAUAUCAAUCUUGAUCCAAGACCCGAGUAUCACAGAGCUAUGAUUUUAUUUGAUCAUACAAAAGGGAAGUUUUUAGCAGUAUCUACAGGUCAUCAAAUAAGCAGUCGCAUUCUCAGUAUGCGUAGUUGUAAUGCGUUACUUAAACUUCCCGAAAAAACCGAUCAAUUGAAAGAGCUUUCUAAAGGUACAAUGGUAAAUGCUAUAUUAAUAGGUCAAUUAAAUUAA
Funneliformis geosporum is the source of this 1929-nucleotide messenger RNA. The record is from the annotation of a GenBank genome assembly. NCBI's taxonomy places the organism in Eukaryota, Fungi, Glomeromycota, Glomeromycetes, Glomerales, Glomeraceae.